Oncorhynchus mykiss (rainbow trout) is the source of this 3470-nucleotide messenger RNA. RefSeq names its product anoctamin-6. Lineage: Eukaryota; Metazoa; Chordata; Actinopteri; Salmoniformes; Salmonidae. Gene Ontology annotation, biological process: calcium activated phosphatidylcholine scrambling; calcium activated phosphatidylserine scrambling; chloride transmembrane transport. The record is from RefSeq and is a predicted model, not a curated record. Gene Ontology annotation, cellular component: plasma membrane. Gene Ontology annotation, molecular function: protein dimerization activity; chloride channel activity.
CCCAUAGUACGUAUAGGACUACCCCACCCAUUCUCUCAAGUUUGAACUUGAUCUAAAAGGCAUGCAAUGUUUUUUCUUUUGAAACGACGUUGAGAAAUAAAGUGGGAACUUUUGGAAUACAUGCAGCUCAUUGGUAGUGAUCUUACAUGAUGCGUUAAUUCCGCCGUGACAUUUUGUUAUCCAGGUUUAACCGUUGAUGACUUGUUGUACUAUGUGACAUAUUUGAGAUGAAUGAGAGUGUGGACAACAUUCUUGAAAUUUAUUUUUUGUCCGAGAUAAAAUUGGAGGGCGACACGGAGAUAAAGAUGGAAAUGGAAGUUGUCUAUUCUCAGGAGUUUUUGCCAACCUAUGAGACUAUACCUGAAGGGGCAUCAGUGCCCAAAGUGGAGAAGGCUGAGUUCAACGGCAAAUCUGACUCUCUGUUCUUCAAUGAUGGGGUUAGACGGAUCGACUUUGUCUUAGUCUAUGAAGAUGAGGACAUGAAGGAGAUUGACAAGAAUAGAACGUUCCAGAAACGUAAACAACGGAGAGAGUACUUUGAGGCCAGCUUGAUGAAAAUGGGGAUGGAACUAGAGGCUGCCAGAUCUGUGGUGGAUGAGAAGCUGUUGUUCGUCAAGGUGCACAUGCCCUGGGACGUGCUGUGUACCUACGCCGAGGUUCUCCACAUCAAGCUGCCCAUUCAGCCCAAUGACCUGUGCACCACUUCCUCGCCCUUCAACUUCCUCAGUUGUAUCACCAAACACUUCUACCCCAGCGAGGACCUCAUAGCGAAGGAGACGGAGUACUUCACCGCCCCAUUCGAGAAGGACAGACUGGAGUACUUCUACGUGAAGGACCGGGACCUCUUCUUCACGCCGUCCAUGAGGAGUAGAAUGGCCUACUACAUCCUCAGCCGAGCCCCCUAUGAGGUGCGAGGGAACAUCAAGAAGUUUGGUGUCACCAAGCUGCUCGAUGGGGGGGUGUACAAGGCUGCUUAUCCCCUGCAUGAUUGCAGAUUCAACGUCAGGUCGAAGGAAGAUGAGUGCCCCAAUGAGAGAUACCUCCUGUAUAACGAGUGGGCUCACCCUAAAAGUUUCUAUAAGAUGCAGCCACUUGAUCUCAUAAGAAAGUAUUAUGGGGAGAAGAUUGGCAUUUACUUUGCUUGGCUGGGCUUCUAUACAGCCAUGCUCGCCCUCGCUGCUAUUGUUGGACUUGGCUGUUUCAUUUAUGGGUACACGACUCAAGAAACAAGCACCUGGAGCAAAGAGGUGUGCGACCCUUUGAUUGGAGGAAAUAUUGUGAUGUGUCCGCAGUGUGAUAAGGAGUGCACAUACUGGAGGCUGAACAGCACCUGUGAAUCUUCUAAAAAACUGUGCAUAUUUGAUAACUAUGGGACGCUGGUGUUUGCUGUCUUUAUGGCCAUUUGGGUGACCGUGUUUCUGGAGUUCUGGAAGCGCUACCAGGCAGAACUGGAGUAUGAGUGGGACACUGUGGAGUUCCUGGAGCAGGAGGAGCAACCUCGUCCCGAGUAUGAGGCCAAGUGUAACCACGAGAGAAUCAACCCUGUCACACGGGCAAAAGAGAAAGUACCUUAUACAGCCUGUGGACGGUGUAUAAGAGUGUCUUUAGGAAUUGGGACUGUCUUAUUCUGGAUUGUGUUGAUCCUAGCAUCAGUGGUGGCCAUCAUCGUAUACCGACUGGCAGUGUUCUUCUCAUUUUCGACAAGACUCCAGUCUGACCUAAAGGAGCUCGAACCGUUUAAGGAGUAUGUGACCGCCCAAAUGGCCACCUCCGUCACUGCUUCUAUCAUCAGCUUCGUAGUAAUCAUGGUGCUCAACAUCCUGUAUGAGAGGGUUGCCAUCUGGAUCACUGACUUUGAGCUUCCAAGGACCAAGACGGAUUAUGAGAACAGUCUGACUCUGAAGAUGUUCCUGUUCCAGUUUGUCAACUACUACUCCUCCUGCUUCUACAUUGCCUUUGCCAAAGGGAAAGUGGUUGGUUACCCUGGACAACCUGUUUACCUGCUGGGCAAGUACAGGAAUGAGGAGUGUGAUCCAGGAGGAUGCCUGAUUGAGUUGACAACCCAGCUCACUGUCAUCAUGGGCGGUAAAGCCAUCUGGAAUAACAUUCAGGAGGUGUUGCUGCCGUGGAUGAAGAAUUUGAUAUUCCGCUACUGCACACGUGUGGGGUCUGAAAAGGUGAUUCCUCGCUGGGAGCAGGACUAUCAGCUGCAGCCCAUUGGGAAGCUGGGCCUCUUCUAUGAAUACCUGGAGAUGGUGAUCCAGUUUGGUUUUGUGACUCUGUUUGUGGCCUCCUUCCCCCUGGCUCCUGUCCUGGCUCUGGUCAAUAACCUCUUUGAGAUCCGGGUGGACGCCUGGAAGAUCGUCACCCAGUUCCGCCGCAUGGUUCCAGAGAAGGCCCAAGACAUCGGGGCGUGGCAACCCAUUCUCCAAGGUGUCGCCAUCUUGGCUGUGGCAUCAAAUGCCAUGAUCAUUGCCUUCACAUCAGACAUGAUCCCACGAUUGGUUUACUACUGGUCUUUCUCUGUGUAUCCCUAUGGAGACCAUUCCAGUCACACCAUGCAGGGCUACAUCAACAACACCCUCUCUGUGUUCGACAUCCAGGACUUCUCCAACAAGAGCCGGCCUUUGCAAACACCUUACUGGUUCAAUAACAGCACCACCUGCAGAUAUCGAGAUUUCAGAUACCCACCAGGACACCACAGACAAUAUGAAUACAGUAUCUACUACUGGCAUGUGAUAGCUGCCAAGAUGGCUUUCAUAAUAGUUGUAGAGCACAUUGUAUACCUGACCAAGUUCGUUCUGUCCUACGUGAUCCCGGACGUGCCUUACACAGUGAGGGAACAGAUCAAACGAGAGAAGUACUUAAGCCAGGUCAUCCUUCACGAGACCAACCUCAAACUGGUGACCAAACGCUUAAAGCCUGUCGGUGAUAAAAUACUUAAACACAAUGAGGACAAGGAGGAGGAGAUUAUGGACCUUUACUUUUAAUCUCUGAAGCUUUGUCAGAGAAGAGAGAGUCCUGCCUUUGUCAGGACCUACAAUAUUUACAAGUAUUGUUGAGCAGCUAAAUAUGUAUUCAAUACAUGUUUUAAUAACUUUAAUUAAUAUGAAUUAAUAUUAUUAGUAGCUUAAUAGCUUGGUGGGGACUAUGACUAACCAAACCAGCCAUGAAGCUCAGCUCUGUUGCUCAGAUCUCUGGAUCUAUUGCAUAUUUAACACUUUUAUGUCACUGAUUGUUACAUGUACACUGUUACAUUUAAUGUGUCUUGUAUUGUUACAAUGAUGACAUUUUUUGGAGGUCUUAACUUAGACACUUCUGGGAGGAACACAACAGUGCCUGGGUGUUACAUACAGCACAUGUAUACACUGUUACAUUUAAUGUGUCUUGUAAUGUUAACAUUCGGAUUCAAUGCCAUAUGGAAGACAAUGAAUGACAACAAUACUUUUCUUCUUUAAACAAAGCAUACA